UUCGAACGGCCACGUUUUCCAUGUUCUCCGGGGAAAAUUUAUCGGCCGCUGGCCGAGGAAACGUUAUGACGUCUGAUAACGUUACAGAAGACUACCGGAUAAUCCUGCCACGUCUGACAUCAGGUAACCUGAGCCUGAAUUCCGUUUUCUUGCAUGGGGACCUCUCGGCGCGCCCGUAUCGAGCUCCUGAUUUUCGAGACGCCCUACGUGGCAUCGUCGAAUUGAAGGACGUUGUGAGCCUCGGACAGUUCCAGAUGUCUCACGUCUGGAUGCUGACGUGUGUCAACGCUGUUACCAAGGCAAAGCUCGUCGCUCAACGAGAGCUCCGCGUGAAAGGCCGAAAGUGCCUCAUCAUUGACCCGGACAAGCAAGAAGUAAACCUAAAGCUUCUUUGGCUUCCACAGCAUCUAGAGGAUCGACGAGUUAUCGAAGCUCUCGCCCCGUUUGGCAAAGUGCGAUCGAUCAAGAGAGAAAAAUGGAGGUGUAGCGAGCUUGAGCACAUGGAGACUCUAAAUCGAGAGGUAGUACUGGUAUUAGGGGAUGGUGUCAAUGCCAGUCAGAUACCACAUCUCCUUCAAGUCUACGGAUGCCAGAGCCUCGUCCUUAUUCCUGGCCGACCUCCGCUGUGCUUGCGCUGCAACAAAGUGGGACAUAUUCGACGCUACUGUAGAACACCGAGGUGCUCCAACUGCCGGCGGUAUGGUCACCAAACCGAGGAGUGUGUCAACGGCGCCACCUAUGCGGACAUGUUACGACAACGUCAAACACACGAAGAUGACACAGCGGCGGAGCUCCUAAUGGACGUCAGUGAGGUAGCUGACGUCACCGGGGAAUUGCCACCCGUUGAAUCGGCCCAUCCUUCACGAGACGCACGGCCCGGGGACAGUACAGACACCCAGCCAUCACAAAACAUCGACAAGAAUGAAGAAUUUCCAGUGUUGGAACCUGCAGCAUCCCCAAACACCAGCACCACACAGAAUGCGCACGUGGAACCUGAUGCGACUCCCGUACCGACUGUCUCCAAGGCUCCGACUACACCUCAGCACACAGUUAGCGAGGACGGCCCUUCCUCGAGCAGCAGCCAACCACUCAAACGACCGGCACCGGUUGACACAGAGGCACCUUCGUGUUCAAGCGGGUCCUCAACACUACUCAACCGUGUUGGCGACGGAGACGUCGCCAAAAAGAAGGCAUCGGGGUCCCGUGCCAAGCCGAACGCGAAGCCAGGAGCUACCUAAAGUGUGGCGAGUGUCGUUCAACGCUGAAAUGCGGCCUCUAUGAGGACGGAUAGAAGCUAAGACUAUUCCCCUAAAUUUCACAACACUAAACGUCCGAGGUCUAAGAUCUCGUGCGAGGCAGGUGCAACUUUGUCGGCUCUUGCAACGUGAGCGGCUGGACAUUGUUGCGAUUCAGGAGACAAAGAUAGAGUCGGAGGAGGCCACAACAAGUGCGCUCCAGCCUUUUCUACACAGGUAUGAAGUUUGUGUGAGUCACGCUGUGGGGCUAUCGGCUGGUUGUUUCUUGUUUCUCCGCAAAGACUUGAACUACACCUCGCUCUCGUACACGGUUGACACUGAAGGUCGUUUUAUCUGUUGUGACAUUUACUUAGAGGGAAUUCACUGGCGGCUGAUUUGCGUUU
This is a messenger RNA of Ixodes scapularis (black-legged tick), 1639 nucleotides long. RefSeq lists its product as uncharacterized. Gene Ontology annotation, molecular function: zinc ion binding; nucleic acid binding. The transcript has a single exon. Lineage: Eukaryota; Metazoa; Arthropoda; Arachnida; Ixodida; Ixodidae. Bases 21 to 1238 code for a protein of 405 amino acids. The record is from RefSeq and is a predicted model, not a curated record.